Messenger RNA from Mustela erminea (ermine), 3907 nucleotides. RefSeq names its product transmembrane protein 108 (gene TMEM108). Gene Ontology annotation, biological process: retrograde axonal transport; postsynaptic density organization; dendrite extension. Bases 374 to 2119 code for a protein of 581 amino acids. The transcript is spliced from 7 exons. Gene Ontology annotation, cellular component: postsynaptic density; endosome membrane; axon. The record is from RefSeq and is a predicted model, not a curated record. Lineage: Eukaryota; Metazoa; Chordata; Mammalia; Carnivora; Mustelidae.
GGCGCGCGCGGGGGCGCGAAGCCACGAGAGCGCGAGUGCGCGUGCGCGAGCGGCGGGGCUUUCUCCGGAGCCGUCGGAGGGAGCCGGAGCGCUUUUCCUGAGCCUCACCACGGCGACGAGUCAGCCCGAAGGGAGUUGCCCAUCUGGCAGCCUCGUCUCUGCCUUUGUUUCCCGCCUGGAGGGAUGCUGGUAUCGGCCCUCUCCUCAGUUGGUGAUCGGUCAGUGGUGGUCCAACAUGCAGAAGUGACUGAGUGGUGAAAAACAGCAGAGCUGAUGGGUCAUGAGGAUGUAAGUGCAUUGGAAGGCUCUCACACCCUUUACUCCAGGACAGAAUCAUGAAUAAACUGGAGGACAAGCAGGACCAGAUGAUACCAUGAAGAGAAGUUUACAGGCCCUCUAUUGCCAACUAUUAAGCUUCCUCCUGAUCUUGGCACUGACCGAAGCACUGGUAUUUGCCACCCAGGAACCAUCUCCCAGAGAAUCUCUUCAGGUCCUCCCCUCAGGCACCACCCCAGACACCAUGGUGACAGCAACCCUCAGCUCUACCAGACAUUCUUCCAUGGCAACUGCCCCCACUUCUGUGGGCUCACUGACCCCCCAUCCCAAUGGAUCCUCCUCACAGGCUGCAGCUCCCAUGGCAAUGACAACGCCCCAUCCAGAUGGACGCCCUCCUACAAACACUGUCUCCACCAUCAUGAUGACAGCAACCACCCCACAUUCUGAAGGCCCCCUAACCACAGGGCCCCUUCCUGCUGCCAUGGCAACCACAUCCUCCCACUCAGAGGGCCAUCCCCAGGGGGAAGCUAUGGCCACCAUCCUGCUGACAAAGCCAACAGGAGCCACCAGCCGUCCCACCACAGCACCUACCCGGGCUACCACACGCAGACCUCCCAGGCCCCCAGGCUCUUCCCGAAAGGGGACCAGCAGUUCAUCACGCUCUGUCCUGCCCGCACCCAGUGGCCACUCUGGGAGGAAGGAAGGCCAGCGGGGACGAAAUCAGAGCUCCACACAUCUGGGGCAGAAGCGGCCCUUGGGGAAAAUCUUUCAGAUCUACAAAGGCAACUUUACAGGGUCUAUAGAACCUGACCUCUCCACCCUCACUCCCAGGAACCCACUCUGGGGUUAUUCUUCCUUGCCACAACCCCAGACAGUGGCCACAACCAUGGCGCCCAGCAGGACCUCGUGGGCACCACCCACCACCCCCCUGGUGCCUGCAGAGGACAAACCAGGCCUUAGCAGAGCAGACCAGGGGGGUGGUUCCACCUUCACCAGCCAAGGAGGGGAGCCGGACACCACAGUAGCCUCAGGUGCCCCUGCCAGUCCACAACCUGCCCCAGUGCCUUCUCAGCGCCCCCGCGGUGACCCACAGGAUGGCCCCAGCCACAGUGACUCCUGGCUUACUGUCACCCCCGGCAUCAACAGACCUCCAUCUACCAGCUCUGGGGUCUUCACAGCCACCGUGGGGCCCACCCAGGCUGCCUUCAAUGUCAGUGUCUCAGCCCCUUCCAAGGGGACCCCUCAGGGAACAUCUUCAACCUCGCAGGCCCCAGCCCACCCCACCAGGGGCUCAGAAAGCACUGUUUCCCAAGCCAAGGAGGAGGCUACAACCACCCCCACAACGACCAACAGGGUGCCCAGUCCUCUCUCCACAGUGGUGUCCACAGCCACAGGAAACUUCCUCAACCGCCUAGUCCCUGCCGGGACCUGGAAGCCUGGAACAGCAGGGAAUAUAUCCCAUGUGGCUGAAGGAGACAAACCCCAGCACAGAGCCACCAUCUGCCUGAGCAAGAUGGACAUCGCCUGGGUGAUCCUGGCCAUCAGCGUGCCCAUCUCCUCCUGCUCUGUCUUGCUGACAGUGUGCUGCCUGAGGAGGAAGAAAAAGACGGCUAAUCCAGAGAACAACCUGAGCUACUGGAACAAUGCCAUCACCAUGGACUACUUCAAUAAGCAUGCUGUGGAGUUACCAAGGGAGAUCCAGUCCCUUGAAACUUCUGAGGACCAGCUCUCGGAACCCAGAUCCCCAGCCAAUGGUGACUACAGAGACACUGGGAUGGUCCUCGUCAACCCCUUCUGCCAAGAAACAUUGUUUGUGGGAAAUGAUCAAGUAUCGGAGAUCUAACCGCAGCAGCUCUCGCUUUGCUGUUCCCUACCUUUCGUCUCUAAAUUAUAAAUAUACAAAUAUAUAUUAUAAAUAUAAUCUUUGUGUAACCCUGACUUAAUAAGAAACAUUUUCAGCUUUUUUUUCCUAAGAAUUGUCAACAUCUUUUUUAUAAGUGUGGUUUAAAAAAAAAAAAAAAACUUUACAGAUUGAUCUGUGGCUUUAUAAAAUAAAGGUAUUUCUAAGCAAAGCAGUUGCAUUGAUUGCUUCUCUUAAUAACUGUCCUUGAGCAUUUGGGGGUCCCAGCAGCCCCAGACUGUUGAGGGAAGAGAUAGACCCAUAGAAGUGAAAUGUUAAAAUGGUCACAAGCACGGCCCUUUGAGUGCUUCUUAAAGCUCCAGUUCUUCUUGAUUCAGUGGAACCCCAUUUCCUCCCCCUCCUUAUGCACACCAGUGAAGGCAACUGGGCCACCUAGGGAGAAGCAGCAGACUCGCACACAGAGCAGGAAAAGGGAACAUCUCAUCACCCCCGGUGAAUGAGUAUCCUGCACUUGCACUGUGACACCAUUGGCUGUCAAGGCUAAUUCCGUCUGAGUUCAGGACAGCAGGCAGGAGCACGCAGCCCUCAGGAGUCUGUGGAGGACAUCCAGCAUCCCAAGGCCACAUCCCCCUAACGUCACACGACAGGGAGCUUCCACUAUGCUAAACAAUAGGACUGCCUUGCUCUGGUGGACAAAAAUGCCCCCACCCCACCCCAAGCACAUUCCUGCUUCCUCUCCAACACCCACAUCUGCUUUCAAACUUGUGCCUUUCUCUGGAGAUGGUUUAGAUGUGGAUCCUAAGCCUGGAGCUUGGGAAUGCUUGCCCUUCCUCAAGGAUCAAAUGUUUAUUGGGAUUCAGCUUUGUUUUCUCAAAAGGCAUCUCACUGUGCCCCUGAGGAACAUGCUUAUGUAAGAGGCCUUGAAGUGUGGAGCUGUAAUUUUCUAAACCCUCCUGCAAUCUUACAAAAACAAGAUUGCCAAAGUGGAUUGCUUGGGAGAAGACAUCAUUUUUUCCCUCCUUAGCACUGCAGACCUGCUUGUAGGUCCACAGAUGGGCUUCCCACCCAGUGCUCAUUUCCUAGUCUCCCCUGCAUGGCUGUCUUCACUGGUGGUGGGCCAGCACCUCCCCUGCCCACACUCAGGAGUGGUCAGACCCACAGAGAUGUACAGGGGCUUCCACAGAUGGCUGCUUCUUACUUUUUUUCCUAGUAGAUGGUGGCGAGAGAAGAGAACUGCUUUGACUCUUUCUCUAAAAGAAAAUUAGUUUGAUAGUAUAUUUUGAAUAUAGAUGUUCUUAUAGUAAGAUUGGGAAUUGACUUGAAUGUUGAUUCAUAUGUUCGUGUUGUUACUGUGGUCUUUUUAUCAUAACUUUCCUUUCUUCAUACGUUUCCUUUAAAAAAAAAAAAAAAAGAUGGCCUUCAAAAAUGUGUGUUCUCAAUGUUGUAUGGAUCUACUUAACAUGAGUUUGGUGGUUGUCUCUCUUUAAAGAUUCUUCAACCCACAAGGAAGCAGGUUAAAUGUUGCUCUGAGAUUCAUUUGCCAGCGUGCUCUGUCUGAUCUUUUAACCUUAUAUUUCUGUCAGCUAUUGCAUUUACUACAGCAAUGUGUGUGUGUAUAUAAAGAAAUCUGUUUGUAAAGUAAAACUAUAUAUAAUAUAUGUAAUCAAAGAUACAUAUGUUAUAUAUAUAUAUAUAUAUAUAUGUGGAUGUAUGACUUAUUUUUCCUUAUCCACAGAAUUCAACUACCAUGUAUAUAUAAAUAAACUUAUU